Messenger RNA from Agrilus planipennis (emerald ash borer), 676 nucleotides. RefSeq lists its product as uncharacterized. The record is from RefSeq and is a predicted model, not a curated record. Lineage: Eukaryota; Metazoa; Arthropoda; Insecta; Coleoptera; Buprestidae. The transcript has 3 exons. The coding region runs from base 201 to 650 and encodes 149 amino acids.
GUACAUACAAAAUAAAUACAUUUCUUUAACUACAUUCCGUUUUCAGUUAAUAUUUUUAAAACAUUUAAUAUUAAUUCAGGAUACUUCAGCAUCCUACCUAUUCUUUUUUAGAUUUAACUUGUACUUGCUGUUCGCAACACAAUGUAAUUAAUGAUUUGACACAAAUAAUCAGGAAGCAAAAUAUUUUAUAAUCGACUAUAAUGGAGUUAAUUGACGAUGUCAAACAAAUAAAUUGCCAGUCUUCAAAAGACUCCAUCCAUCAACAGGUAUUUUUUCAAAACUUUCAAAUGCCAAUACAAACAGAAGAAGAUUUGGUCAGAGUUGAAAAAUUUCUCGAAAACGAAGUAAACUUCAAAUUAUCGGCACAAAAAAUUGCAAGAAUUGGCGGACAUACUCCCUACGAAUUUGUAAAGAGGGUGUUUACAAAAAUUUUGUCGGACGAUAUUUCCGUAAAAUAUAGUUGGUUAGGUGCCAAAAAGAAGGAAGUUUUUAGUCAUCUCCAUCUAUCUAGACUGAUAAUAAAUGCUGCUGGAUUAAAUCAGGCAACAUCUAGUUGUUCAAGCAAGGAUCUAGAAGAAGCGAUUAAAAAUUAUUUACGAAGAGCAAAAGAACGAUUAAUCACAAAAAAUAAAGGAAAUUCCUUAUUGUAAUGCCUUGUAUUUAUUCAUAAUGUUCA